Messenger RNA from Rhinichthys klamathensis goyatoka, 1583 nucleotides. It is a transcript of the gene itpk1a, whose product is annotated as inositol-tetrakisphosphate 1-kinase a. Gene Ontology annotation, cellular component: cytoplasm. The record is from RefSeq and is a predicted model, not a curated record. NCBI's taxonomy places the organism in Eukaryota, Metazoa, Chordata, Actinopteri, Cypriniformes, Leuciscidae. Gene Ontology annotation, biological process: inositol trisphosphate metabolic process. Gene Ontology annotation, molecular function: inositol-1,3,4-trisphosphate 5-kinase activity; ATP binding; magnesium ion binding. The transcript is spliced from 11 exons. The coding region runs from base 239 to 1441 and encodes 400 amino acids.
UGGGACAUAUAGCUACGCGCCGGUUUCAUACUCUGAUGUGUCAUGAUGUGUGUGUUAUGUCGAUACGUGUUGCUGUCAUAUAAAUAAUGUGACGAAGUUGUCAUAAAAUUGAACUAUUUAGACAGAGGGACACGCAUUCUGGAGGGCACUAGCAAAUCUGGAUGGACUACUGAGGACAGUCUAAACCUGUGACUUUACGAGACUCGUAACUGAUCAGAGCUCAUUGAUUCUGUCAGAGAUGCAGACGUUCGUAAAAGGAAAGAGAGUUGGAUACUGGCUCAGCGAGAAGAAGAUUAAAAAACUCAGUUUCCAGACCUUCGUGGAUUUGUGCAGGAAACAAGGCAUAGAGAUGAUCCAGCUGGAUCUGAGCCAGCCAAUAGAGAAGCAGGGACCAUUUGAUGUCAUCAUCCACAAGCUGACCGACCACAUUGUUGAUGCUGACCAGAAUGUCACAGAGUCGAUGCUACUUGUUCAGGGUGUUCAGGACUACAUAGAUGCUCACCCUGAAACAGUGAUUCUGGACCCUCUUCCAGCCAUUCGUACCCUGCUGGACCGCUGCAAGUCAUACACUCUAAUCCAUAAACUUGAAGACUGCAUGCAAGAUGACAGAAUCUGCUCACCUCCAUUCAUAGUUCUCAAGAGUGAAUGUGGCACUGAGACUCUGGAGCAACUCCACAAACAUGGAAUCACAUUUCCUUUCAUUUGCAAAACCCAGGUAGCUCAUGGCAUUAACUCCCAUGAGAUGGCCAUCAUAUUUAGUGAGGAAGAUCUGAAAGACAUAAAGCCCCCAUGUGUCCUCCAGAGCUUCAUCAACCAUAAUGCAGUGCUGUACAAGGUGUUUGUAGUGGGAGAGGCCUACAGCGUGGUGCAUCGGCCCUCCAUUAGGAACUUCCCAUCAGGACCCACAGACAGGAGAGCAAUAUCUUUUAACAGUCAUCAUGUGUCCAAACCAGAGUCCUCGUCUCACCUGACCUUCAGGGACAACAUGGAGGGCCAGUACUGGGCACCCAGAAAUGAUGUCAUUCAGAAGAUUUCCAGAAGGUUACGACAGGCCCUCGGCAUUUCUCUGUUCGGAAUUGACAUCAUUAUCAACAACCAGACCGGCCAGCACGCCGUCAUCGAUAUCAACGCAUUCCCAGGUUACGAGGGAGUGCCCGAGUUUUUCGAUGACCUGUUGAGUCAUAUCACCAGCGUCCUGCAAGGUCAGGCAUCUAUCGGAGUGGCAUGCGGUCACCUGAGAGUGAACGGGAUGGCGCAGAGCCCGUCAGUUGCCUGCGGGAUGCACUGUGGCUUGCUGGGAAAUGAAAGCAGUUGGUUGAUGGACAGCGAGGGGAUAAAGAAGGGUCCCCAUCAAGGACUGAGUUGUGGCGGUGCUUGCAUGGCUCCAAACUUUCACCAGCAUGGCAGGUCCAAUUUAGCAGCGGAGACGUCUUCACAGUGACACGGAGAGCCAAAGCAAUAUGAAUAUUUCAUUACCGUUCACAUACCAAAAAAACCCUUAUUAAAGGGUAGGUGUAGUAUAGAAAAGUCAUUUGUGCCAAAUGUGAAUUGUGUUAGAAAUGAUUAAAUGUGUAUUGAUUGUC